AUGAAGCCGAGUUGGAAAAACUCCUACCACCAGACAACUCACUGCCUCGUGUGUCUUCAAAUCGAUUUCAGAGAGAGGAUCCAGCAUCGCUUCAAUGAGAAACUGUGCUUAGCGUUCACUCAUUACGUUGGAAAGGUGGCCAACAUAGUCAAAUCUCUCGCUUCUAUUGAAGAUUAUACUACACGAAAGGGACUUCCACUAUCUCCCUGUGUCAUCGAACACGAUCGAGUGGCCACGCGUCUCGACUCGCGUGGUGCGAAGCUCUCCUUCAAGCGUGCCAUUUCUAGAGAGAAACGAUCUGCCAUCACCAAUGGCGUUGACGAGCCGGAGGCCACCGGCGGUGAAAUGGCGUCAGUUUCCGUGACCGAAGACUACAUCAACGAAAUGCUUUACGACUUGACAGAAAGUGGAAAUAUCAUAUUCCACCUGCACAGAAUCCCAGUAGUUCACCAAUUUCUACGAACACAGUGCGAUAGUGAGCAGUGUAUUGGAGCACUUGUAGAUCUUGACGUAGUUACGGAUGGUUCAGGACAUCUCGACAGUCGUGUCACCUCUUCACCGCGAAUAGAGAUAUUGAAAGAUCAAGCAAUACUUCAUCUUUCAUUGGAUACCGUACUGUCCUAUGAGAAUCGCGCCGCCCAUCAUCGCAUACCGUAUCUUCGCUUCGGAAUGGUCAUAUCGAUGCGACUAACCGAGUUGGACAUAGGCAUCUCUGAAGAUGGCUAUUACAAAUGGACAGCACGCUACGAAAUCAUCGAGCUUGAGACCCAUGACGUGCACACCGAUUUCGAGGAGCUACAAGGAAUCGCCAAGCACCUGGAAGAACGCCUAAAUCGCCAUCGCAGUGAAAUUGAGGACCUUCUCUCAGCCCAUUUGAAUGGCGAUCUACCAUUACGUCUGAAUCCUCAUGUACACCUCCAACCGAAUUCUGCCAUCUUUGGUCAUCAUCGAGUGAUAAUUCCACUAAACUUCAAGCUCGAUAAGAAGAUACUUCCAGCUUUCCAAUUCCUUCACACUUCUUUUAUCUAG
Messenger RNA from Cooperia oncophora, 1029 nucleotides. NCBI's taxonomy places the organism in Eukaryota, Metazoa, Nematoda, Chromadorea, Rhabditida, Trichostrongylidae. The record is from the annotation of a GenBank genome assembly.